AAUAGCUACAUUGUUUGGGAUUGCUUUCAUUCACUUGAUUUUCAGAUUCUCUAAUUAAGCUCUCAAGAUCACAGAAGACAUGUCAGGUGCUAGCCGUUGCGGAUUGCUUUCACUUGCGAUCCUAGUACUCGCCACGCUUGUAUCUCCAAGUUCACAACGUGGUUUAAGAAUCGAUGAAAACGGGAUGAAAACUCAAACUUUCCUGUCUCCUAGGGUCGAGCAGGAACCUGGGUUAGUGAGCAAUAAGUAUUUCUACGAUAUCGGCUUCCCAAAGGGCCACAUCGCCGUCAAGCGUUUCGACGCCGAGAUGGUCGACGAGGCCGGCCGUUCUGUCCCUCUCCACCAAGCCUAUAUCCACCACUGGGCUGUCAGGAGAUACUUCAAACCCUUGGGCUUGGGCGAUAUCUCCAACAAUGAUCACAGCACAUACAAGCUGGCGAUGAACGCCGGCAUCUGCGAUUCGCUUCCGCAGUAUUUCGGACUGGGCGCUGAGACACGAAGAACCGACACCCAUGUUCCGGAUCCGUACGGAAUCGAGGUGGGGAAUCCACCGGAAGGGUACGAGGAUGCGUGGGUGCUCAAUCUACACACGAUUGACACCCGAGGCACGGUGGACAGUCUCCGGUGUCUGGAGUGCAAGUGUGAGCUGUAUAAUGUGACGGUGGAUGGGUUCGGAGAUCCUAUUGGCGACGUUUACACGGGCGGGAUCAGGUGCUGCUUUGACGGCGUUAAGUGCAGGCUUAAAGAUGGAUACAGUAGUAGUGAUGUAAAGAAAGUGUAUUACAUGAAGUACACCGUCACUUACGUUGACUGGAAUCCGUCUAUCGUUCCUGUCAAGAUUUAUAUAUUUGACGUCGCUGAUACUCUGGAAUGGCGGGAGGCCCUGCAACGACAUCAUUGCUGGAUUGAAUAUGAAGUGGAGUCAUGUUCUGGUUCCAUGGCAAAUGAGAAGUGUGUUGAUACCAAAAGUGUAACUGUAAAUUUGGCAAGUGGAGGAGAUGUCAUCUAUGCUGUUGCCCACCAACACAUAGGAGGGAUUGGUUCAACUCUUUAUGGAGAGGAUGGGCAGACAAUAUGCUCAUCUUUCCCAAUUUAUGGGGAAGGAAUGGAAGCAGGAAAUGAAGCCGGUUACAUUGUAGGAAUGUCAGCAUGUUAUCCUCAACCUGGUUCUAUUAAAAUUGUGGAAGGAGAAAUGUUAACUAUUGCGUCUAAUUAUAGCACUAGGUUGAGUCACACUGGAGUCAUGGGGAUGUUUUACAUUUUAGUCGCCGAACCAUUGCAGAAAUCUAAUUCUACCCUGGAGGCUCAACUUGAGAUAGGUGAGAUAGUGAACCCGGCAGAUGAUCUUUGAGCUUUAAUGGCGUUGUAAUGCUUGACUGCUUGUUGCUGUUGUCAUUAUUGUUAAGGACAUCUACUAUGAAUCAAGUUUAUGUUGUGUUUAUGCGUGCACUAAGUCAAAUAUUGGGCAUUUCUCAGUUAAAUAAAUAUUAUCUAAAUAAAUAAAA
Molecule: messenger RNA, 1505 nt
Organism: Ipomoea nil (Japanese morning glory)
Lineage: Eukaryota; Viridiplantae; Streptophyta; Magnoliopsida; Solanales; Convolvulaceae
Exons: 4
Coding region: 80-1351 (423 amino acids)
Source: RefSeq, a predicted model, not a curated record